Molecule: messenger RNA, 2517 nt
Organism: Akanthomyces muscarius
Lineage: Eukaryota; Fungi; Ascomycota; Sordariomycetes; Hypocreales; Cordycipitaceae
Exons: 1
Coding region: 1-2517 (838 amino acids)
Biological process (GO): meiotic spindle assembly checkpoint signaling; chromosome segregation; mitotic spindle assembly checkpoint signaling
Cellular component (GO): kinetochore; spindle; nucleus
Molecular function (GO): ATP binding; protein serine/threonine/tyrosine kinase activity; protein serine/threonine kinase activity
Source: RefSeq, a predicted model, not a curated record
AUGGCCGCCGUGCCACUCCGAAGAACCUCCCAACGGCAGCUCCGACGACCUCCAUCGAGGACUACCGCAACACGGAGCGAGGCCCAAGCUGCUCUGGCGACCCAGUCCAAGCCCCAAUCGACCCAGUACGAGGAUGAUAGCUCCGAGGACGAGAUCCCUGUGCCUAUGAAGCUAAGUGCUCUCACCAAAGCACUUCUCAACGAUGGUGGUGAACAAGAGGUAGCCCCGGAUGCUCGGGCACCCUCGUCACCGCCCCGAACUCGCCGCCAAGCAAGCGCCGCAGCAUCUGGUCCUGCUGCUGCUACUCGACGAAGUACCAGAGCUAGCAGCUCUCAAGUGCACGAUGCCUCCAGGACUUCGAGUCCCCCUCGCGAGCCAAGCCCGGCGAGGAAAAGAGUGGUACGCCUGAGCAACACUCCGCAAAGCCUCAACCAAAUGGGCAGCUCUACGUCGACGCGUCGAUCUACAUCUGGCUCCCAGCCGCAAACAGCCGCUAGACCCGGGCCAGGCUCUCGCCAGGACAGUGCCGACGGAAUACAAGAGGAGCAACAAGCUGAGGCCGGUGUCAAUACUCCUGCUCAGGGGCGAGUUGUCCGAAUUGCCGCUGGUUCGUCAGGCAACCGCAGCCGCCUCGGAUCAUCUGGGCCUUUGUCGGGUCGGUCAAACCUGGAUCGGUCAGCCAUGGACCGUUCUGCCGUGGAGAUGGAAGCUGAGCAUAUCGAGGCCCCUGACACAGCUGCCCGCAAUGCAGCCAUUGGCAGCACCAGUGUGUCCCGCUACCCAUCAACGAGAAGCAGAGAGGACAAUCCAAACCUGCAGAGCUCGAUGCGAGUCAAGCGUGUCGGCAAGCUAUCUGGCAGCUUUCUGAGUGGCCCUGCUCGCCGCGGUCGUCGUCGGCAAAGCGAAGAGGAGGGAGGAUACGGCGAAAUGGGCUCACAAGAACCUGAGGGUCAGGCUCAGGAGGAAGCUGGACAAGCCCCGUACUAUCCCGACUUCAACUCUGGUAGUCCUGUCAGUGGAAGCGCUGUUCGCGCCACCCACCGCCGGAAUGGUUCCAAGGUAGAGAUUCGCGCAGAUUCCGCCAAGGCGUCUCCCCAACCCCAAGAGCAUCGUGGUGCCCGUAACCCCGAGCCCUCCCGCAUAGGAGAUAUUGGCCACCUUGUCUCCGUUGGCCGUCUCCAGAUGCCCGCUACCAACGACAAGGAAAAUGAGAUCCCUUUCCACCAGAAAUGGGGCAAGUCUUCCAUUGGAGCUGACAAGCCACCUAUGGCGCCUCCUCGAAUCGAUAUCGCCAUUGACAAGGCCGCAUCCCCUGAGCGCAAACCCCUUACAGCCAUCGCUCGCAACACCACACCACAUCGAGCUGCACCGGCACCGCCACCCAAGAUGUCUGUCCUGGAGGCCGCUACCUCUACUGCUGGCGCCGCGGUGACCACCCAGACAAAGCAGCGCCGAAACAUUCUCAAGGUUAAUAACAAAGUAUAUACCCGCCUCGAAUGUCUUGGCCGCGGUGGAAGUGGAAAGGUCUACCGGGUCAUGGCCGAGAAUGGCACUAUGAUGGCCCUGAAGCGGGUCUCACUUGAGAACGCGGACGAGUCGACCAUCAAUGGCUAUCUAGGCGAGAUUGACUUGCUUAAAAAGCUUACCGGCGUCGAUCGCGUCGUUAAUUUGUUUGAUUCGGAGAUGAACCAGGAAAAGCAAAUGCUGAGUUUGGUCAUGGAAAUGGGCGAGAGAGCUCUGGACAAGGUCUUGCAGAAUCAUCAGUCUGCCGAGUCCGCCAGGCUUGACCCCGUCUUCAUUCGCUUCUACUGGAAAGAGAUGCUGGAAUGUGUACAGUCUGUUCACAACCACGCCAUUGUUCACUCGGACCUAAAACCUGCCAACUUUGUUCUCGUGCAGGGCCGCUUGAAGCUUAUCGACUUUGGCAUCGCCAAUGCUAUUCAGACCGAUGAGACCGUCAACGUCCACCGCGAGACACAGAUUGGCACACCCAACUACAUGUCGCCCGAGUCACUCAUGGAUUCCAACAGUGCCCGCGGACCACGUGUCCCUGGCCGCCCCAAGCUGAUGAAGCUUGGCAAGCCUAGCGAUAUUUGGUCACUUGGAUGCAUUCUCUACCAGAUGGUCUAUGGUGUGCCGCCUUUUGGCCACAUUGUCAACCAGAUGGCUCGUUGUCAAGCCAUCAUCAACUGGGAUCACACCAUCGAGUUCCCUACCCGUGCCACAGGCGGCUUCCUCGUGCCGCCUUCCCUGAUCCGAACCAUGAGACGAUGCCUCAUCCGCGAUCAGCACAUGCGCCCUACUUGCGAAGAACUUCUUCACUACUCUGACCCCUUCCUUUACCCCGCCGAAAUAAGUGACAAGGCCCUCCCCAUCGAUGAGGAGCUUCUUGGCCGCAUCAUUCAGAGUGUUGCCACUCGCUGCCGCGAGCGCAUGCCAACGGAAGCGGAAGCGUCAAAUGUCUGGCCGCAGGCAUACUGGGCCAGCAUACGCAAAGCAAUGGUUGGGAAAAUGUAA